AUGGAUUCUGGUGCUGGAGCAUCGGCUGACUUCCGGACUAGGUUUGGAGCGGCCAGGACCUUCCAGGCUUCUUGCGGGAGGUGCAGCUGCCUGGGACCUACAGCUCUCCGAUCGAGUAUGCAGCGCAAGGCGCUGCCAUGCGCCCCGCUGCCACCUUCGGCUUGUCUGCAUCCUCUGAAGGUUCGUAUCGGAGACCUCCUGGCCGCGGCAGGUGUGCACUUGGACCAGGAAUGCGGCCGCUGUUCAGAGUUCAACAUCACCGGCGAGAAGGCAAUGCUGCGGAAUGUGGGCGUGGAGCUGGAGAUCACCCUGUUCUAUACUAACCUCUGGCUUUCCUGGCAGGACCCCGCUACGUGGCUACUGCCAGCCAAGGAGCCCAGCUUCGAGCUGAAGGUUGCGGCCCGGCAGCCCAUCGAAGGCGUGCGAACUCUCCGAUCCAUCCCAGCAGCUCAGUCCUACUUCGAUCUGGAGGACGGACAGAAGGAGUCCGCGCGCGUCACACGGCGUAGUCAUGGCAUUCGGCUUCUCUUUCGGCAGCAAGGGGUCCUGGGCGUUUGGGAUUCCAUGGCUCUGGCCUACUUUCUGCUGCAGAGUUGCACCUUCUUGGGUGUGGCCUGGACGCUGACCGAACUGCUCUGUAGCAUCGCUCCGCUGCUCUGCGGCUUUCUACGAUGGCCCGUGCCCGCUUGGUACGACUGCUUGCAGCCGGCCACUGAUGUGCCGACUACGCCCAAGAAGAAGAUGCAAUGA
This is a messenger RNA of Symbiodinium sp. CCMP2592, 750 nucleotides long. Lineage: Eukaryota; Dinophyceae; Suessiales; Symbiodiniaceae. The record is from the annotation of a GenBank genome assembly.